GAGCUGCUCCACUAUACCAGCACUACUUCUUUCAUCUGACCCUUUCAUUUCCUGCUUUGUUGUUUCCCAAUUGCAUUCUCCAUACCCCAUCACACAAUGUAUAUAAACCACAUGUAGGAGAUACGUAUAUUGGGGCCUUUAAUACUUGAGCAAUAUCUCUAUGAACCCUUAGUCUGUGGUGACGACAGGAGGCCGUGCUCUGGGGAAUGGAAUCCUGCACCGCACACUCCACACUGUUUGAGUUGCCAUAGUGACUGUAGCCUGGUUAUUCAUGUUGCCACACUAUGUGGAGGCAUCCUGUGUCCAUGACACCUGUCAGCAUUUUCUUAUUGCCCUGUCACUGACUUCUUGCUGUUGGAACAAUGUCUCCAGGGUCUCGGGGGAGUUCGGGAGGAAGUUGUGACCCCCUUAACUUCUAUUGUACCAGUUAUAACACCUCAUAUGGUCGUCCAGAAUUUGGAGCAGCCAGCGCCUUGCACUCGGGCACUUAUUCCCAUCGCAGUACAGGAUACCAGUCUAACUUUCGACCAGCUGUGUACUACUCCCCCAACCUGGAUCGGAAGGAUAACCCACGCAUGGGCCUGAUCCUGCGGAACAAUUACACAUCAAUCACUAACAGAGACUUCACCCCACAUGAACACGUGACAGGUGCGGAGCCGUUACCCCAUGCACUUUCCUUCCCACAAAGUGGAUAUGUUAGGAGCAGCGAAGUUACCAACCCCAAGUCUAGAGCUGUUAAGUCAGUUCAUUUUGACACUCGGGAUCAUGGUCCAGAAGCCAUACCUGGUAUUUUACUACAACAUCGACCACUGCUAUUUGUGCCACGAGGGAAGGGAUCUCCGGACAUGGAAAAUUUCCAUCAUGGUCCAGCCUUCAUGUCUACUGAAUACAAAACCAGGUUCACACCAAAAGCAACUCAUCCCCUAGGCAAAGCCCAAAGAGCAAUAAUAGGAGAAAUGGAAAAUUCAGGAUUCACAGAAGGAUCAAAUUUAGAACCAAUAACCCAUGAUCCUUAUUCACAGUACCAUGUACCGAAGGGGUACCACCGUUUGAUGGGACACAGUAUUACCAAGACAGAUUUUCUGCCAUCUUCCAUGUUGCAGGGCAGAGAGCCACUGCCAGCUUUGGCCAGGAAUUCCAACAGAGACAGUGGUUUCUCCAGGGAACUAGAUCAAGUUCUUCAUACCAAUGCUCCAUUCAAUGACUCCCAAUCUGAUGAUAAAGCUAAGAACAAAGAUGACCUUUUAGGAAGGAUGAAUGUUGGUAAAAAGGAGGCAUCUGGAUUCAGUAACAAUAAUCUCACUUAUGUACAGUCAGGGAAGGAGCCCCCACAACAGUACCUGACUAACUACAAACUAAGGUUCUAUGAUCCUGUACCCCAUGGAAGAGACAGAGAAGGUUGGACUCAAGGUGGGAUCCAGAAACAACAACACAGUGGCUUCUCUGUCAGUAAUGAAGUACAUAUCAGAGGCAUCUAAACCAAUUUAGCAGGAUGUAAGAAAGAUUCUGAACAACUCAACACUCUUCAGCAUUGAAAACGUCUAUAUAUAUAAACCCAUAUCACCAUCUAAAGCAAAAAAUAAAUCUCAGCACCAUAACUUACAAAGCUUAUAUUUCGUACUCAGAAACUAUAUGGACUUUGUGAAGGUCAAAUUUAGUUGCAGGUGGAUCAUUUUGUCAGCAGUACUUUCUUACUGGAGAAUGUGAACUCGGUAUUAAAACCAAAACAGCCUUGCAAAUCUUAAAGGGGUACUCCAGUGGAGAACAUUUUUUUUUAAAUCAACU
This is a messenger RNA of Hyla sarda, 1785 nucleotides long. Its product is annotated as protein phosphatase 1 regulatory subunit 32-like. Lineage: Eukaryota; Metazoa; Chordata; Amphibia; Anura; Hylidae. The record is from RefSeq and is a predicted model, not a curated record. Gene Ontology annotation, molecular function: phosphatase binding. The transcript is spliced from 12 exons. Bases 363 to 1478 code for a protein of 371 amino acids.